UAAUUAUUGUGCUCCUCGUCUUGAAGCAAAAUGGCCAAGGGUGCCCUUCUCUUCAUUCUCUUCACCUUCACCACCUUCUUCCUCAACAGCACGCUUGCUUGUCCUUACUGUGCCUACCCACCCAAACGACCUCCUAAGCCUAAACCUCCAGUACACCGCCGUUCCAAACCACCGUGUCCACCACCGUCUUCUUCACAGCCAAAACCUCCCAAGGGAAAACCACCGCCGUAUGUCCGUCCAAAACCACCAAUCGUAAGACCACCAAUUGUUAAACCACCACCUUACUACCCAAAACCACCCAUUGUUAAACCACCAGUUGUAAAGCCUCCACCUUAUGUCCCAAAACCGCCGGUCGUGAAACCACCGUAUGUGCCAAAGCCUCCGAUUGUGAAGCCACCACCUUAUGUUCCUAAACCACCAGUUGUAAAGCCUCCACCUUAUGUCCCAAAACCGCCGGUCGUGAAACCACCGUAUGUGCCAAAGCCUCCGAUUGUGAAGCCACCACCUUAUGUUCCUAAACCACCAGUUGUAAAGCCUCCACCUUAUGUCCCAAAACCGCCGAUCGUGAAACCACCGUAUGUGCCAAAGCCUCCGGUUGUGAAGCCACCCCCUUAUGUUCCUAAACCACCAGUUGUAAAGCCUCCACCGUAUCAUCCAAAACCGCCGGUCGUGAAACCACCGUAUGUGCCAAAGCCUCCGAUUGUGAAGCCACCACCUUAUGUUCCUAAGCCACCAUAUCAUCCAAAACCACCGGUUGUGAAACCACCGCAUGUGCCAAAGCCUCCGGUUGUGAAGCCACCACCUUAUGUUCCUAAACCACCAGUCGUGUCACCACCAUAUCAUCCAAGACCACCAGUUGUGAAACCGCCAGUUGUGAAGCCACCACCGUAUGUGCCUACACCACCAGUUGUGUCACCGCCGGUCGUUAAGCCACCACCGUAUGUGCCUAUACCACCAGUUGUGAAGCCACCACCUGUCGUGAAGCCACCACCGUAUGUGCCUACACCACCCGUUGUGAAGCCACCACCUGUCGUGAAGCCACCACCGUAUGUGCCUACACCACCCGUUGUGUCACCACCGGUCGUGAAGCCACCACCGUAUGUGCCUACACCACCAGUUGUAAAGCCACCACCUGUCGUGAAGCCACCACCGUAUGUGCCUACACCACCCGUUGUGUCACCACCGGUCGUGAAGCCACCACCGUAUGUGCCUACACCACCAGUUGUGAAGCCACCACCGUAUGUGCCUACACCACCAGUUGUGAAGCCACCACCUGUCGUGAAGCCACCACCGUAUGUGCCUACACCACCAGUUGUGAAGCCACCACCGUAUGUGCCUACACCACCAGUUGUGAAGCCACCACCUGUCGUGAAGCCACCACCGUAUGUGCCUACACCACCCGUUGUGUCACCACCAGUUGUAAAGCCACCACCGAUUGUGAGGCCACCACCAUAUGUGCCUUUACCACCGGUAGUGCCGACACCUCCGACCGUGAAGCCACCACCGGUUGUAUCGCCACCUUAUGUUCCUCAACCUCCUGCGGUUGUAACCCCACCAACACCACCAGUGACACCAGUACCACCGGUGGUGACACCACCGUCUCCGACACCUUAUGUGCCAAACCCUCCUUCUCCGGGGACCCCAUGUCCGCCGCCGCCACCAGCACAAGAGACGUGCCCCAUAGAUACGUUGAAGCUGGGUGCAUGUGUGGAUGUUCUAGGUGGGCUUGUCCACGUCGGAGUCGGAAGCAAUGCUAAACAGACUUGCUGUCCGGUGCUGCAAGGAUUGGUUGAUUUGGACGCCGCCGUGUGUCUCUGUACGACGAUUAAGGCUAAGCUUCUGAACGUCAACAUCGUCAUCCCUAUCGCUCUUCAGCUUCUCAUUGACUGUGGCAAGACUCCCCCAAAAGGGUUUCAGUGUUCCGCUAAUUAAUUGAACUUUUUAUAUCCGGUAACGAAAUUAGUUGCAUGUUCUUUUUUUGUAUUUUGUUUAAUUAUUUGUGAUCACCUUCAUCUUUGCUUCCAGUGUUAAUCACUGAAAUGGGCAUAUCUUUAAGUGGUUUUUAUGUCAAUUUCACAAAAUAUUGGACGUUUUUUAAUUAUGCCUUGUCGGAAGUUAAAAAAGUUUCUAAUAAAAAGUUCGAUGUGAUGUUACUUGA
Molecule: messenger RNA, 2158 nt
Organism: Prosopis cineraria
Lineage: Eukaryota; Viridiplantae; Streptophyta; Magnoliopsida; Fabales; Fabaceae
Product: 36.4 kDa proline-rich protein-like
Exons: 1
Coding region: 31-1932 (633 amino acids)
Source: RefSeq, a predicted model, not a curated record